Messenger RNA from Saccoglossus kowalevskii, 3703 nucleotides. Its product is annotated as integrator complex subunit 3-like. Gene Ontology annotation, cellular component: cytoplasm. NCBI's taxonomy places the organism in Eukaryota, Metazoa, Hemichordata, Enteropneusta, Harrimaniidae. The record is from RefSeq and is a predicted model, not a curated record.
GUACCAUGGCAGAGUCGUGAGUGCGGAAGUUCGCUCUCAGGUUUUCGUUAAUAAGCCGGCACUUUCAGCUGCAACAUGGAUGAAAAACCACCGAAAUCAAGAUUGUUUAGCGCUAAUACCUUAGACCCAAAAGAUGAAAUUGAAGAGCGUAUGGAACGUGGCUAUGCUACACUCCUAGAUCUGACACGAGGGUUAUCAGAGAGGGAAACUCAUGAUGCUCUCAAUGCACAUGUUUGCAAAGGAAUGCCACAACAUGAAGAUAUUACAUUAGGUUUAUUGUACAGUAUUUUGAUUGAUCCACCAUCAGCACCAAAGAAUUACAGAGAUUUGGCACUAAUAACUCGAGAUGGAAUGGGGCUGACUAUCUUAAAAAUUAAUGAAAUUGUUCUUGGAAAAUUCCUCAGGGUCAGUGAAAAAUCUCGAAACCAGUUGAUCUGGGUGGUGCGUGAGCUGGUGAAGAACUCUGUUGUAGGAACUGAUGGCAUUUGUUCAUCAUUACUUAGACAAAUAUCAGGUGGAGAUGUAACACCCAAGAAUAUUUGGUUAGCAGAGUCUAUGUUAGAUGUCUUAUCUGGGAAUAGAGCAUGGUUAGACAAGCAACCGUCAUUUAUUCCAAUUGCUGUUUACACUUACCUUCGUCUGAUCGAAGAUCAUAGCAGUCAACUUUUGUCCAAUCUCAGGCAAAGAGAAGUAGAUUUUUGUGUAUCUUUGAUGCGAGAAAAGUUCAUGGAUUGUUCCACCAUCGGUCGUGACUUAGUUCGGUUAUUGCAAAGUGUUGCUAGGAUACCAGAGGUACAGAAACUCUGGAAAGAUAUUCUUCACAAUCCACAAAUAUUAAGUCCACAGUUUACAGGUUUGGUGCAGUUACUCAACCAGAGAACAUCAAGAAAAUUUCUUGUAUGUCGCCUUACUCCUGACAUGGAGAAUAAAAUGGUCUUUCUCACAUCCAAGGUAAAGUUUGGUCAGCAAAAACGUUACCAGGAAUGGUUUCAGAGAUUGUAUCUGUCUACACCAGAAAGUCAGUCUUUACGAUGUGACUUAAUACGGUUUAUCUGUGGUGUCAUUCACCCGUCGAAUGAAGUACUCUGUUCGGAUAUCAUACCACGAUGGGCUGUGAUUGGCUGGCUGCUCACAACCUGUACAUCUAAUGUGGCAGCCUCUAGUGCCAAACUGGCAUUGUUCUAUGAUUGGUUAUUUUAUCAACCAAGACUAGACAAUAUCAUGAAUAUUGAACCAGCAAUACUGGUAAUGCACCACUCAAUGAGAUCACAUUUAGCCAUUACUGCCACCCUCUUGGAUUUUUUAUGUAGGAUAAUGCCAAAUUUCUAUCCACCACUAGAAUCUCAGGUGCGUCAAGGAGUCAAAACAGCCCUGAAAUCAAUUUUAGAUAAAAGAGUUCUGCCAUCUCUCCUACCAUUAUUGGAUAAUGCAAAGUUAGAUAAGGAAUUGCGAUCCAUGAUUAGGGAAAACUUUAGUGAAUUUUGCUCAGCUGAAGCUAUAAAAGACUCAGAGCAAAUUUCAACCACAACGCCACCGCCUCAGUCACCAACAACACCUCCGCCAUCGAACACACUACCACCAACAAUACAACCACUGAUAAAUAAAGACAUUGAUUUCUCAGAUAGUGACAUUCCGAAUAAAUUUGAUGAAGCUACAUUCAGUGAUGAUGAGGACGAUGAUAAAGGUAAACUGAAGGUACAGGAAUAUUUCUUCCGACCAAUCAGAGACCUGGAAGAAGUAGACAUUGAUCAGUGUGUAGAUCAGUUGUCUGAUGAACUCAAAGACGUAGUUAGGAAACUUUCUGAAGAAAAAGAGUUAGUUGAUACAGAAUCACAGUGUGAAACUAUGGAAACGCUUUGUGGAGCAAUUUUGGAAAUGGAUGAGUUUGACAGUGAGCAAGCAGCACCACUGGCAUCUCUACUGUUACAAUUAUAUAAAGACCAUUUUAACGGAGAAUUGAUUCCUCAGGAACUAUCAGAAGAGAAUCUGCUGGAGUCUAUUUCAAAACCAGUAUUUGUAAUAUUCAGGAAUAUAAGUCAGAGUCCUGAGGAAGAUGCUUGUCCUAUCCAGUUGUUAACAUUAGUAUGUCACAUGUAUGAAAAGCAUCCACAGAUUGGAUAUCAUUUACUCUAUUUUCUAAUUGUAAGUAGUAAAGUAGAAGAAAGUAAACUCUAUGUAUAUGAAGAAGUCUGUAAAAACUCUGAAUCUGGUGAUUUAGAAGUGUGUCUCAAGAGAGAUUUUCAGACAUGUCAGGAAGAUGAUAUACAGUUGCUUUGUUACCUUAUUACACCAGUCUACAAUCAGUUUUCAGAUGCUACUCUUGGAAACACAGAUCUUUUACAUAUUAUAGUGUCUUGUAUUGAUGCAUCGCAGUUACAAGACCUGAUCUGUGAAAUCAUGCAAGGUAAUCUGGUAAUGUUCAAAGAAGAAGAUUUAGUAAAGACUAUUGAAAUUACACUGGAAUGGGAGACAUUUGAACAGUACUGUGUUUGGCAGCUGUUAAUAGCUCAUGAUGAUGUGCCUGUGGAUCAGUUAACAGAUUUAACACCUAAGCUUACUUACAAAGACCACCCAGAGGCUCUGACAAGUAUUCUAUUAAUGCUGAAAAAUGAAACUGCCAAUUUUGAUUUACUGAGGCCAAUUUUAAACAGACCAGUAGUGGAUUGUGACAAGUUCACCAUAUCAAUACUCUCACAUUGGGCACUUCAAGAUGACAAAGUAUUUUCUGAGCUUGUGAAGACAGUAUGUGGUAAGGUGUGCACUGCUGCUAAAAGACAAAAACCCAGGCCAACUAAAUUUCCUUUACCGUCUGUAAAUCAAGUACUAGGUCAUCUAGAUGCACUGAAAUUAACACCUGUUACAAAACAAUGUACAUUUUUUAAUCAAGAAGCAUUUCUGAUUGGUCUAACACUUUUACAAGGAGUGUGUGAUGAUUCACAAAAGAUGAAGUAUGGGGACUUGUUUGCUCUAACAGAGGAACUGAGUGAAAGUUUUCGUACAACUCGUAGCAAGAGGAAAACAACUGGUAGUUAUACACCAAGGUCAACCACAACCUCCACAAGUGGUAGAAAUAAACCUAUUGAAAGUUCCUCCUCAGAAAGUGAAGAUGAAGAUGUGGUGCCUCCUAGAUUAAAGAAACGAAGGAAACCCACUGGCAAUGGUUCAGAUAGCGACUAAAAUUUGUAUAGAUUGUAGAUUUUCAAUGUUAUUCUGAAAUGCGUGAUUAGUCACAACCCAUCAUCAACAACUCUUAUUAUUCACUGUACAUUGUACCACCACUUUGUUGUAAUGCUAGUCUAGUCUCAGAUCAAGCUAGGUUGGUCACAUGGAUAUAUCUUCAUGUAAAUGAUCUACAAACAAACUGGUAUCAAUAUUUUAUAUUUCAUUGACACCAAACGAAAUGAGAAAAACUAUACAGUUUGGUGUUAGGACUGUUAAAGCUGUUCAUUUUAGAAAGGUUUCCAAUUAAUGCUGGGACAAAUAAUGUAGUAGAAGGGUAGCUUCAAGUUUGGUUAGAGUUGACUGAACAACGCCCUCUAUGGUGAUCCAUUGCUAUGAAAGUGAUUCAUUUGUGAUUGCUACCAUUUAAUAUUCAGAUACUUUGUACAGAGGAUUGUGUCUUGCAGUCACUUUUUUUAAAAAUUCUUUUUAUAAAAUCAUGUCUGUAUAAUUCCAACUGUUACAGAAAUAAAUAUAUGAUCAA